Phalacrocorax carbo (great cormorant) is the source of this 1758-nucleotide messenger RNA. Lineage: Eukaryota; Metazoa; Chordata; Aves; Suliformes; Phalacrocoracidae. The record is from RefSeq and is a predicted model, not a curated record.
CGGCGCCGGGCGGGGCGGUCCGUGCAGGAGGAAGCGCAGGCGGCGGCGGAGCGGCCCCGCAGCCGGCCGGAGCCGAGCGGUCGGAGGUGGGAGAUGCCAGCUGGGCUACGCAUGCUGAAAAUGAGCAGGGAGAUGGAUCGUAGCGUCGGCCUGGAGAACCCCUACGCCAGUGUCAACAUCCCACAGGACCAGUUCCAGCAAAUCUUCCUCACUCGCUACCUGAACGAUGAGCCCACCAUCAUUGCCAAUCCUGCAGCCGUGUCCAGCUGCGGCGUGGAGGAGCAGGCGGACCCUGCUGGCAGCUCGAACAGCCCAACCAUUUCCACAGAGAAGUCCUGGUCUCGUCCCUACAACCCCUAUGCCAGCCUGAGGAUGCCCAACGGGGAAUCACCUGACUCCUUCUACACUGUCACCCUGGACAAGGGCCAGGACCAGAAGGCUGGUGGAGUAUGUGGCUGCUGCAAGUGCUGCCCCUGCUGCAGAAAGCGCUGCUGUGUUGUUUCCUAAGGGCCCUCACUGCACCCACGGGACAUGCUGACCGUGGGAUGGGGCCAGGUGCCCCCACAGGGAUGUGGCUGCCCGGCCUGGGCACCCUGGGGAGCUGCCCUGGUGCACGGCAGAGCUGGCAGCUGGGAGGUGAUACUGGCUGGACUCUGCUGUUGCUUUUCACCCGUGAGCUCUGCAGCCAGAUACACCGGUGAUGGGAACCUCCCAGGUCCUGAGAGCCCACUGUGGGGCAUGGAAGAGAAGGACAGGUCCCCCCUGCCCUGCUGAGGCCCAAGAGCCUUGAGGAUGAUGUGUGCCAAUGCAGAUACCGCCAAGAAGUGCCUACACUGGGGAUGGGGCAGCACUUUGAGCCGGUGUCCCUGUACACUGACCCUGCCAGUCUGCCCUUGCUGGAAAACCUCCAACUGUGGGGAAGGUGCAGGCAUUGCCUGCCUGCCGGAGGGUACGUUUGGAUGAUGGCAGCCCUGUGUGCGUGGCAGAAGAGGACAUUGUCAUCGCUGUCUUGGAGCGGUGGAGAGGAGCCAGGAACAUGCCCCCAGCCGGGAUGGGGACCUGCCUCCCCAGAACUGAGCAGUCUCCCCCACCCACAGUAUCAUCAGGAUGCUGCAGUGGCCUGUGCCAAGCUCCAGCUUGGUACCACUCCUUGCCACACCGCCCAUGGGACAGAGGGAAGGAGGCAGGAAGGACAGACAGACAAAGCAUGCCAGAGUCCCAGGCAGUGCUCCAGGGCAGCACGUGACAGCACAGCUUGGGUACGGGUGUUAACAUCCCACUGCCAGGAAACCCCCGGCCCCAUUCCGUUGCUCCUGCAGGGCACUGGGCACAAUCCCUCGCCCCAUCCACAUCCCGGCUCAGGACUCCACACUGUGUUGGGGCUGGGUCCAGUGUAGAGGCCUGGCCCAGCUCCAGCAGCACCAUAGCACUGGGGUACCCCGUUUGGGAUGCAGAUCCCCAUCAUUCGCCUUCUGCAACCCCCCUGGGCAUCGAGGAAGGCAAGUGAGAAGCCUCCUGGCCUCUUUGCAGUGUGCUGAGCUGGCUGCAGGCUGGGUUUUUAGCUGGGGCUGGCGCCGCCAACCUGGAACAAGCCUGCCGUUGUGUUGGCGUCCUGUGGGCGGCCAUGCUGCCAGGUGGCAGCUGCGUAAGCGCCGCGGCUGCUGCAGGAACUGCCUGGUCUGCAGGGGCAGGGGCUUGGAAAGAGUGCGUGUGUUAGCAGAUGACUUCAGGGUGCUGCAAAUAAAAUUACAGCCAUCU